Molecule: messenger RNA, 375 nt
Organism: Adineta ricciae
Lineage: Eukaryota; Metazoa; Rotifera; Eurotatoria; Adinetida; Adinetidae
Source: the annotation of a GenBank genome assembly
AUGAACAAGUCUUCGACUAUUUUCAAGCAAAAUUUUAAGAAUGAUGCACUAAUACAUGUCUAUCUGGUUGUAUUCAAUUCGACAUUAUCAAGUUUGUAUUUUGACCUUUGGCUACCAUUCAAUCGUGGACUUCUGCGUACACAAUUGAGUGAAUUCCCUUAUGAAAUACCAUUAUACAUUAAUCUUGUUUAUCGUUCACCAUCAACACUUUCUACUUAUCUCUUCGGACAACUCAUGGAUUAUACAGUAAAUCCGAUCUAUGAGCAAUCAAAUCGACCAUCAUCAUCGACAUUGUCGUUUAAUAUAUUUAUACCAUUUCAAUCGAUAUCUUGGUCCUACGAACAGCCGUCCUUUGGUAGGUAUUCGUCUGAUUGA